AUCUCACUUUCCAGAACAUGGGAAGAAGAAGAAAGUAGCGGCCUCCCUCACUCCAUCCCUCCAUUUCUCUGCGAUAAUAAUUUCCAUCCAGGGUUUAUUCUCUUUCUCUGUCUACCUAAAUCGAUAAGGUAGUAAAUUACAUUUACUUUACACCUAUGCAUUAAAACUGUACUGAUUACACAUUGGAUUUGAUUGUUGUGAAUGAUUUAGUUUCAACACAACCUCGAUCGAUCUAACAUUCCGUUCAUUCUCUUCUUCUAGCUCCUUGGAAUAUAUAUUUUUCCAAACCUGAUGGCAAUCUUCAAUAGGAACAGCUACAGUGAUUUUCUCGACAGUAUCUCUCUUGAAUUUUUGAUGUGGUUGUUUGUGGUUUUUUCAUUGUCUCUAGAAAUUGCCAUUAAUAAUAUGAUUUAGUGAGUGCCAAUGGCAUGGUUUAGAGCUGGUUCUGGUGUCGUAAAGUUGGCUAUUAGGCGAACUCUUUCGCAAAGUAGUUCGUAUGUGAUGAGAACAAAGGUCGCUCGUGCUCAAAACCAACAGUUCCACACUACAGUUUUUAAGUCAAAACCACAGUCUGCACCCAUUCCACGUCCCGUUCCGCUCUCCAGGUUGACUGAUAGCUUUUUAGAUGGGACAAGCAGUGUUUACCUUGAGGAGCUCCAAAGGGCUUGGGAGAAAGAUCCCAAUAGCGUGGAUGAAUCGUGGGACAAUUUCUUUAGGAACUUUGUUGGCCGGGCCACCACCUCACCUGGAAUUUCUGGCCAAACAAUCCAAGAGAGCAUGCGGCUGUUGUUGCUUGUGAGAGCUUAUCAGGUUUAUGGUCACAUGAAAGCCAAGUUGGACCCGUUAGAUUUGGAACAUAGGCCAAUUCCUGAUGAUCUAGACCCGGCCCUUUAUGGGUUUACAGAAGCUGAUCUCGAUCGAGAAUUCUUCAUUGGUGUUUGGAGAAUGUCUGGGUUCUUGUCCGAGAAUCGUCUGAAUGAGAUCGACAAAUUUAUCUCUGUUGAUUGA
Messenger RNA from Olea europaea var. sylvestris, 1008 nucleotides. RefSeq names its product 2-oxoglutarate dehydrogenase, mitochondrial-like. Lineage: Eukaryota; Viridiplantae; Streptophyta; Magnoliopsida; Lamiales; Oleaceae. The coding region runs from base 424 to 1008 and encodes 194 amino acids. The transcript is spliced from 2 exons. The record is from RefSeq and is a predicted model, not a curated record. Gene Ontology annotation, molecular function: thiamine pyrophosphate binding; oxoglutarate dehydrogenase (succinyl-transferring) activity. Gene Ontology annotation, biological process: tricarboxylic acid cycle. Gene Ontology annotation, cellular component: oxoglutarate dehydrogenase complex; mitochondrion.